UCAAAUUAUCGUACGAUAUUCUCUUUGGAUUGUACUACGUUUAUUGAUAAGCGAUAACAAAAUACUUUCAUUAUCACCAGUUUAUUCUGUAAAUACGGGCAGAAUAAUCAAAUUAGAUAAUUAAAGUUCAUUGUGAUACUCGAAAGUAAACCGUCUUGUUGCUUAUAAGAAAAAAUGGCCUUAUCAAAACCAAUUAUGAAUUUACUGAGUUCUUAUUUACAAAAUUUAUAUUUGCAUCCUAUUAAAACCAAAGCUAUCACAAGUUGCGUGGUAGGUUCGGUUGGCAGCUUAGCAUCCCAGUUAGUAGCUGGUGAAAAAAUCAAGGUAGACUCAGUUGCUGCUUUCGCCUUGUAUGGUUUAUUCUUCGGCGGCACCAUCCCACAUUAUUUAUAUGAAAUCACAGAAAGACUGUUCCCUGAGGAAGUUGUUGCAUUCCCUCUUGUGAAGAAACUUCUGUUUGAGAGAUUAUUGUUUGCUCCAUUCAUCCAAGCCUUCUCUCUAUACACACUUGCAAGACUAGAGGGCAAAACACAUAAUUCCGCUACAAAACAGCUGUUUGCUCUAUACUGGCCUAUUUUAGAAGCAAACUGGAAAUGGCUAACACUGUUCCAAGUCAUCAACUUUGCUUUUAUCCCACCAAUGCUACGAGUUCUAUUCAUGAAUCUGGUUGGACUUGGCUGGGCAAUGUUCCUGGCCACCAAGAGACGCCAGCAACAGCAGAAGAAGGAAUGAAGAAUUUUACUUAUGCUCAACACUAGGUGGUGGGUGAUAUAAUCUGUGAUGGGUGACGAACAUUUAUAUAAAGCCUUUUUAAAAAUAUUUACAAAUGUCAACGAGUUAUUGGUCAAAGGUUAGGGGCAAUAUGAUGACCUCUCUAGUGAUGUAAAUGUCUCAAUUUAAUAUUGUUGUUAUAUUUCUAUUUACGCAUUUUUGUAUUGAUAAGCAAUAAAUAAGGCACAUGACUAUGCUCCUAGCACAUGUAAGUAUUCAAUGCAAAGUUAUGGAGUACAAGAUUAUUUAUCACAAAGUGAUAUAUUGCUAAGCUGCAAUUGUUAUACUGUCUUUGUGAUUUGUAGGGAAAUAAUUUAAAGCAUUUUGUUACAUUCUGCAAUAAAAAGAAUUAUUAUAUAAUCUUUAUUAAGGUUUUUGGUGCGAGGCCCACAAUCUUAUCUUGUAGCGAUAUCAUUUAAUUGCUUUAUGUGAGGUAUGUUUAUUGUUUCUACUGGUCAGGGACAUGGAUCAAAUUAUUCAACUAUUGUAAUGAAAUAAUAAUGUUGUAUCAGGGUACUUUAUUUGACAACAGCAGUUUGUUCCAUUACCUUGAUAUUAAUUUAAUAUUACACAGGUUUGUGGGAGUGCCUAAGACUAUUUCACUAAUUCAUAAUCUGCAAAAUCAAUUCUUACGCAGUGCAUUUUUUAAUUAAGAUGAAAUUUCUCUUUACAAACCAAGUAUGUAUAAGUUCUCUUUAUAUUUUUAUAUCAUUAUUAAACUGUUUUAUACUGUUACAA
Messenger RNA from Spodoptera frugiperda (fall armyworm), 1509 nucleotides. Its product is annotated as peroxisomal membrane protein 2. Gene Ontology annotation, cellular component: membrane; cytoplasm. Lineage: Eukaryota; Metazoa; Arthropoda; Insecta; Lepidoptera; Noctuidae. The record is from RefSeq and is a predicted model, not a curated record. The coding region runs from base 175 to 732 and encodes 185 amino acids. The transcript has 4 exons.